UCUCUGUCACUUCUCUCCGUGGUCGCCCCCUUAAACCCUCCUCUCUCUCGCGAGGGGUGUUCCCUCCCAAGCCGCUUCUCUCCAAAUUGCUAGGGUUUCGAUUCCGAACUGUUCCAGAACUCUAGGAUUUCGCCGUCGCGACCGCGUCCAUGGCGCCCGUAUUGAGCCGGAGCCCGGGCACCUCCUCUGUCUCGGCCUUCGGUUUCCCUUCUUCCCCCUUGGUCUCCAAUCCUCCGAGAGCUGUGUCGUUUAGAAGUUCGGUUUUGCCUCAAUCCCUGCUUGCAAGGAAGGGGUUUCCUUCAGCUGGCUUGAGAUGGAAACUGGAGAAGGACAGCCGGAUGGUGGUCCGGUGUGAGGCGGCUGUUGCGGAUAAGGAAGCGGAGGAGGCUUCUGGCGAGAAGUUUGAGUACCAGGCCGAGGUCAGCCGCCUAUUGGAUUUGAUAGUUCAUAGUUUGUACAGCCACAAAGAAGUGUUUCUUCGCGAGCUUGUAAGUAAUGCAAGUGAUGCACUGGAUAAGCUGAGAUUUUUAAGUGUGACUGAUCCUUCUUUACUUGGUGAUGGUGGUGAGUUGGAGAUACGCAUUAAGCCCGAUCCAGACAAUGGGACAAUUACAAUCAGUGAUACUGGCAUUGGAAUGACCAAAGAAGAGCUUAUCGAUUGUCUUGGGACGAUUGCGCAGAGUGGAACUUCCAACUUCUUAAAGGCUCUCAAGGAGAACAAGGAUGUUGGGGCAGACAAUGGUUUAAUUGGUCAAUUUGGUGUUGGAUUCUAUUCAGCUUUCCUGGUUGCAGACAAGGUUGUUGUAUCAACAAAGAACCCUAGGUCAGAUAAGCAGUAUGUCUGGGAAGCAGUGGCUGACAGUAGCUCAUAUGUGAUACGAGAAGAGACCGAUCCUGAGAAGUUACUAAAGCGCGGAACACAAGUUACCCUCCAUCUAAGACCAGAUGAUAAGUUUGAGUUCGCAGAGCCCACGAAGAUCCAGGGAUUAGUUAAGAACUACUCACAGUUUGUGUCCUUCCCCAUAUACACUUGGCUGGAGAAAUCAAGAACUGUAGAGGUGGAAGAAGAGGAACCUCCAAAAGAGGGUGAAGAAGAAAAACCAGAGGGUGAAAAGAAGAGCAAGAAGAAAACUGUUACUGAGAAGUAUUGGGACUGGGAAUUGGCAAAUGAAACAAAGCCUAUAUGGAUGCGAAAUCCAAAAGAAGUUCAGAAAGAUGAAUACAAUGAAUUCUAUAAGAAGACAUUCAAUGAGUUCUUGGAUCCUCUUGCACACACUCACUUCACCACAGAGGGGGAGGUGGAAUUCAGGAGUGUUCUUUACAUACCAGGAAUGGCGCCUCUUAACAAUGAAGACAUAAUAAAUCCUAAGACAAAGAAUAUUCGCUUAUAUGUCAAACGUGUAUUUAUUUCAGAUGAUUUUGAUGGUGAACUGUUCCCUCGAUACUUGAGCUUUGUGAAGGGUGUAGUGGAUUCGAAUGAUCUUCCUCUCAACGUUUCUCGCGAAAUUCUUCAAGAAAGUCGAAUUGUGAGAAUUAUGCGGAAAAGGCUUGUGAGAAAAACAUUUGAUAUGAUCCAAGAAAUAUCUGAAAGUGAAAACAAGGAGGAUUACAAGAAGUUCUGGGAGAAUUUUGGAAAGCUUAUCAAACUUGGAUGUAUUGAGGACUCAGGAAAUCACAAGCGCAUUGCUCCUUUGUUGCGCUUCUAUUCUUCUAAAAAUGAGGAAGAUAUGAUAAGCCUUGAUCAGUAUGUUGAGAACAUGCCUGAGAACCAGAAGGCUAUCUAUUACUUGGCCGCAGACAGUUUGAAAAGUGCGAAAACUGCUCCAUUUUUAGAGAAGCUAGUCGAGAAAGAUAUUGAAGUUCUAUAUCUGGUAGAGCCAAUUGAUGAGGUUGGUAUUCAGAACCUGCAGACCUACAAAGAGAAAAAGUUUGUCGAUAUCAGUAAGGAAGAUCUAGAAUUGGGUGAUGAGGAUGACGUGAAAGAAAGAGAAAACAAACAGGAGUACAAUCUUUUAUGUGACUGGAUAAAGCAACAGCUAGGUGAUAAGGUUGCUAAAGUCCAAGUCUCAAAGCGGCUCAGUUCUUCACCAUGUGUUCUUGUUUCUGGCAAAUUUGGAUGGUCUGCAAACAUGGAACGGCUCAUGAAAGCUCAAACUCUUGGUGACACAUCAAGCUUAGAAUUCAUGAGAGGAAGAAGAAUCUUAGAAAUCAAUCCAGAUCAUCCGAUCAUCAAAGACUUGAACGCUGCCUGCAAGAAUGACCCAAGCAGUGAUGAAGCUAAGAGAGCCAUUGAUUUAUUGUAUGAUACUGCCUUAAUCUCCAGUGGAUACACUCCCGACAGCCCAGCUGAGUUGGGGGGAAAGAUUUAUGAGAUGAUGGCAAUUGCCCUUGGUGGAAGAUGGGGUAGACUGGAAUCUGAAGCAGCAACAGAAGAAGCUGAUGCCGAAGCAAGUGCUGAAUCAGGAUCUGGUGAAAAUACUGAGGCAGAGGUGGUUGAACCUUCGGAGGUGCGGACUGAGGGAGAUCCAUGGAAGGAUUGAUUAUUUUUCCAUAGGGUAAUCAUCUUGUGGUAUCAACUUUUUACAAAUGUGUGGGGCAGAGGGAAUUUUGUUGCCCGAAGUCUAGGUCAUUGAGUUGAAAUGCGACUGUACACAAGAACCUGCUGGCACUCUCAUUGGUCUUUGCUCUUCUAAUUUUGAAGGCUUUUGUAUGUUAAUAGUAAUUGUCAUUUAUAAACAGUAAGAAAAAGAUGAAGAGAAGUUACUUAUGUCAGUUCUGAAA
This is a messenger RNA of Phoenix dactylifera (date palm), 2781 nucleotides long. RefSeq names its product heat shock protein 90-5, chloroplastic-like. Gene Ontology annotation, molecular function: ATP hydrolysis activity; ATP binding; ATP-dependent protein folding chaperone. Gene Ontology annotation, biological process: protein folding. The record is from RefSeq and is a predicted model, not a curated record. Lineage: Eukaryota; Viridiplantae; Streptophyta; Magnoliopsida; Arecales; Arecaceae.